AUGGCUGAUUUUUCGAUUGAGAAUGUGUGUUAGGCGAUCCAUGCAUUCAACAAUGGUUAAGUUGAGAAGGCUGAUGCAUUCCUGAGAAGUUUCUCAUAAUCUAAAGAGGCUUGGGGAAUUUGCAUUCAAAUUUUAUAGUCAAAUCCAGAUACUUCAUUGGUAUUUUAGGUGUUACGCAUUCUGCAGUCAAAAAUCCUAUAUGACUUCAGUAUUUUGAUUAAUUUUACAUUCUAGUUUCACUCAAUCCAUAGGAGAUUCAACAGAUUUAUUAAAACUGCAUAUAAAUCAUUAUCCAUUACAGUGUAUAAAAUUAAAAAUCUACUAGAAUAUAAUGUGUACUUAUGUUCAUCUAUUUAUACUUGUACACCUAUAAUCCAUAAACUAAAUCCAUCUUGGAGUACGAUAUCUAUAUAAAAUUAGAGUGAUUUCCCAAUUGGUUGAUUGCCAAAACAAUAGUGCGCAUUAGAAUUUCUUAUUCGACAUUUUGGAAACCUUUCCGGAAGAAAUCAUCAGCAAUAAAAAGAUAAUCAUUGAUGACGAAAAGCGAAAAUAUAUCGCCCAAGAUAUCAAGAAUAAACAAAUGUUGGACAUCAUACAAUUUCUACAGCAGAAGUGGAAUAUCUCAACCAACGAGAAUGUCCGAUUCUACGUGUUACGAGCAUAUAAGAGGUGGUUGGAAUUUAUGAAAAAGUAUAUCAACGAAGACGAAGUAUAUUAUUAACAUGUAAAAUUUUAAAGGCCAUUCAAUUCAUGCAAUUAACCACUCAAACUCCGUUGUUUAAAGGCGCUUUGGAUUCCAUCAUCAUUGAAGAAUUGCAGAAUAAGGCAGUCGAUGUAAUAUGCACAUUCUUUGGAAUCAUCCCCAGAAAUAUAUCGGAUUCCCCUUCCUUAGAGCCAUAAAUAAUUAAAAUCAUCUUUGAUGAAGUCUAUAAGACAUUUGCAUUAUGUAAAAAGGCUCUUGAUGAAGAUCUGAGCGAUGAAAUACAUAAUUUGAUACGACUCUACUCCAAACUGGGUAAGAAGUUUAUAUGCAAGAUAUUACUGAAUACUCAACUAGAUGCAUUCUUAACAACUAUGAUAUGGAUAUUUUGCCAUGAAAAUUCUUAUAAUGAAAGUGAAAUCAUGACUGAUUUUUGGAUUAAGAUGAUUAAGACCAUAAGGAUUAUGAAUGACGUUUAAUUAUAGAGUAAAUUUGCUUUGACUUUUGAAUAAUUGAUUAAUGGAUGUGUUAAGAAUAGCAAAGUAAAUUUAACUUUGUUGUCUGAAUAUGGUUUGUAAUCUAAAAUUGAAGAUGAAUUUGAAUAGUUAUUAGAUACAAGAUCAGACAUGAAAGAGAUUAUAGAGGAAUUGGCCACUAUAAUCUAACCUAAUCAAAUUCUCCAACAUUUAGGUUUGAUUUUAAAGUAGGAAUUCAUUGGCAAAAUGGAUGACUCCGGUUGGAUCACUUUUGAAGCAUGUAUGUAUCUAAUAAGUGGCAUUGUUAAAUAAAUCACACUUAAAAAUGAUUAAAUUGGAGUUCAGUAUCUGAUGGAAAUUAUUAAAUUAUAUUUAGACGUGUAUUCAUAAUAAUCUUUGGCGAGUAAUAAUUUCAUUUUAAAAACUGGUAAUUAUUAUUAUAAAUAUUAAAAUAUAGUGUUCAAAACAAUUUCUUAAGGUUGUGCUCAAUUGAUAUCAUCGAAUGAAUUAUUGCCAUUAUUAUUCAAUUUUAUUACGAUUGGUAUUCAUCACAAAGUGCCAUCGGUUCAAAAAAAAGCAACUAAGGCAUUUUAAUUGAUCUGCAAAUAGAAUCAAAAUUUUGUAUUGGUGCAUUUGAGUUAGUUUUUUGAAUUGAUUGUUAAGUUGCAAUAAGUGUAAGUGUAAUUCUUAUGAUUUUAGUUAAAAUUACGAUAAUUUAAUUAAGGGAGUGGCCAAUGCUAUUUGUUCUAGUAAGGAAACUAUGCAAAAUUAUUAUUUAAAAUUAUGUUCAAUUUUUGCUUAGAAUCUCCUUUAAUUGCAAAAAUAAAUUGAAGAAUAGAUAUUGUCUAAUAUGAGCAUUGACUCAUUAGAAGACAACAUUGUUUAAUUUAGUAAAAAUAUCUCUUGUUUGGCCUAUGCAAACAGUUAGAUUCCUGCCAAUGAACAUGAGGAUUUCUUGGAGGUGAGAAUUUUGAUAGUGAACGUUUACAAGGAAUUAUGGCCAAUGUUGCAAUUUGGAAUGGAAAGAAUUGUUAUGUACGAGUCAAGUAUAGCUGAAAAGAUAGUUAGAUACACAAAACAUACUUUUAGAAAGGCAUUCAAUGCAUUUUCAGUGGAUUUGCUAACAUAAGUAUUUUAAUGCUUUUUGAAUGUGUAUCGAUAAAUGCCAAUCACAGCAUGCAUCUACAUAGCCGAAGUGUCAGCUACUGUGUUUUAUAAAUACCCUGAAUAUAGGAACAUUCUAUCGGAGGCGUUUGAAAAUCUCUGCAACAUAACUUUCUAACAUUUACCCUAAUUAUCAAGUUUUGAAGAGAAUCCUGAUUUGACUGAGGAUCUCUUUGGAAUUUUAGUUCGAUAUGGAAGAUACACUCCAGUAUUGCUGUUGUAGAGUCCUGCUCUGACGACAAUCUUGCAACUUACUUUAAUGGCAAUUGGAUUGAAACAUGUGAGUGCAGCAAAAACCUUCUAUUCUUGGUUGGAAGUGGCAUUCAAGAUCUUAAAACCUCAGGAUGAUACCUUCAAGACCCAGAUUCCUCAGGAGUACAAGGAGAGUAAGAUGUGUUGAUUAACAUUUAGAGUUUUAGUAGAUCUUUGUGCCUUUUGUGCCUCAGUAUACAUCGAAGUUGUUCGAGGCUUUGAGAAAGGGGACGGCGGAUGAGGAGGUGGAGGAAUAUAUUUAGGAUUGCAUUCUCGCCUUGUCUCAAUUGUAGUUUCUUGAUUAUGGGAAACUGUUGGAGGGCGUGUUUGAGGAGGGUCCAUAGAACAUUUUGACUUAAUCUGAGAGGAAGAGUUGGUUGGACUAGAACAAGGAUAGCUAGAUUCAGAAACAUUAUUUGAAAUUGUAUUCGAGGCGGUGUGUUCAAAAUGCUUUAAGGGGAUGACAAUAAUAAUUCAAUUAUAUAUAUAGAUUUAAAAUUGCC
Paramecium octaurelia is the source of this 3095-nucleotide messenger RNA. NCBI's taxonomy places the organism in Eukaryota, Ciliophora, Oligohymenophorea, Peniculida, Parameciidae. The record is from the annotation of a GenBank genome assembly.